Molecule: messenger RNA, 1685 nt
Organism: Lycium barbarum (goji berry)
Lineage: Eukaryota; Viridiplantae; Streptophyta; Magnoliopsida; Solanales; Solanaceae
Product: amino acid transporter AVT3B-like
Exons: 1
Coding region: 292-1572 (426 amino acids)
Biological process (GO): amino acid transmembrane transport
Cellular component (GO): vacuolar membrane
Molecular function (GO): amino acid transmembrane transporter activity
Source: RefSeq, a predicted model, not a curated record
AGAAUUCUCCUUAGAAGUAGGAGAAGUUAUAUAUCCAAUAAACAACUGGACACAUUGCUUCAUAACAGCCUCUGAACUUACCUUAAACGCAAAGGUGUUGUCAAGAUUUUGAUAACUACAGGUGUCAUAAUAGAGUAGAUCUCAUGUGAUAGGUAAAAGAAUCAAACAAAACAAAAAUAAAAUGGUUUCCUACAUCCAUUAGAAUUCAUCCCUUUGAUCACAACAUUCACACCCCCUUCUCUUCCCUAGACGCUCUGUUCUGGUCGCAACCGUCAUUCCACCUCUGCCAUUAUGGCCAAUGGGGAAGUUGCCAUUGGCGAAUCAUCAACAAGACCACUUUUGCCUAAAGAAGAAACCCCUCUUCUUGAAAACUCAUCAAAAUCUUGUCUUCCAAAGACAUUUGCCAACUUCUUCAUUGCUAUUGUUGGUGCUGGCGUUCUUGGUCUCCCUUAUACAUUUAUGAGAACUGGUUGGAUCACUGGCGUUGUCACGCUUUUCUCUGUUGCAGCUUUAACGUACCAUGGCAUGAUGCUUCUCAUUGAUACAAGAAAAAGACUUGAUCUUUCUCUAAUUGGUGAUUCCAAGAUUUCGUCGUUUGGUGAUCUUGGUUUCGUUGUUUGUGGUCCGAUAGGUAGAUUUGCUGUUGAUGUUAUGAUUGUUCUAUCUCAAUCUGGAUUCUGCAUUGGAUAUCUCAUUUUCAUCGGCAAUACUUUAUCUCAUCUUAUAAGUUUGUCAAAAGGUUUUGAUAUUCCUCUUUUUUCCUCGGCCAAGAGUUUGUACAUAUGGGGUUGUUUGCCUUUUCAAUUGGGAUUGACUGCUAUUCCCUCAUUGACACUUUUAGCCCCAUUGAGUAUAUUCGCUGACGUUGCACAGAUCGGUGCAAUGGGUGUUGUUAUGGUUGAGGAUGUGCAGACUUUUACGAACCAAUGGCCAUCGGAUAUAGAGGCAUUCGGGACACUAUCAACAUUCUUUUAUGGUUUGGGUGUGGCUCUUUAUUCAUUUGAAGGGGUUGGAAUGGCUAUACCUUUAGAGUCAGAAAUGAAGGACAAGUCAAAGUAUGGGAAAAUAUUGGCCUUGUCAAUGUUCUGGAUUGCUUUGAUGUAUGGGACAUUUGGUGUCAUGGGGUAUUUUGCAUUUGGUUCAAGUACAAAGGAUAUAGUCACAUCCAAUAUGGGGAAAGGACUAUUAAGCACAAUUGUAAAAUUGGGGCUUUGCAUUAAUUUGUUCUUUACAUUUCCCUUGAUGUUGAAUCCAGCAUUUGAGGUAUUUGAAAGGAGAUUUUCUGAUGGAAAUUACAGUGUGUGGAUGAGAUGGAUACUUGUUUUGGGAGUGACAAUGGUGGCUUUGUUGGUUCCAAAUUUCGCGGAUUUCAUGUCAUUGGUUGGUAGCAGUACUUGUUGUGUUCUAGGGUUCGUUUUACCAGCAUUAUUUCAUUAUCAGGUAUUCAAAGGAGAUAUGGAUCGAAAAGGCGCUUUUUUCGAUUUGGGAUUAAUAGCCUUAGGGGUGUUUUUUGGGGUUUCUGGUACUUGGUAUUCCCUAGUUGAGAUGUUUUCUCAAGGCAAAAUUGUUUAAUAUGCUCCAGCUUAUGUUACCAUUCAUCAGUUACUACUAGUUGGAUCAGCUUAUGAUUCUUGAAUACAAAUUUGAUUAUGUGAUUGUGAUUUAGCACUAAUUGUUUUUGAGCU